GGACGUUUCAGGUGUCACAGAACAAGCGUCCAACGUUAAAAUGAAGUCGGGAAAGGCUGCCGGAGAAUUCUCUCCUCUUCUGCCAGCCGUCCAAUCUCCGGCCGCGGAAGAUGGCGGCGCAUCGGUGUCCGGCGCGGUAUUCAACCUGUCCACGAGCAUAAUCGGCGCUGGGAUCAUGUCGAUUCCGGCCACACUCAAGGUAUUGGGGGUGGGCCCUGCGAUCGUUCUCAUCUUCGCCGUUGCUUACAUGUGCGACGUAUCGACGGACUUCCUCCUGCGAUUCACGCAGUCUGGUGGGUCGACGACGUACGCUGGCGUCAUGGCGGAGUCGUUCGGGAAACUGGGAUCGUUGGCGUUGCAGAUCUGCAUCAUGGUCACUACCAUGGGCUGUCUGAUCAUUUAUCUUAUCAUAAUAGGAGAUGUGCUUUCUGGGGCCCAAUCGGAGGGAACCGUCCAUUUGGGUGUUUUGCAGGAAUGGUUUGGGGUCCACUGGUGGAAUACUCGGGCUUUUGCACUCCUCAUCGUCGCCCUCUUUGUGAUGCUUCCUCUCCUAUUGCUAAGGCGAGUAGACUCCUUGAGGUUCACUUCCGCAAUAUCAGUACUACUGGCUGUAGUUUUUAUGGUCGUAAGUUCGGCCAUGGCACUCUAUGCACUCUUUCAAGGGACGACGGAAAGCCCGCGAUGGGUACCUGAUUUAUCUGGCCAAGUUUCCUUUUUCGAUCUUUUUACGGCGGUCCCAGUCAUUGUGACGGCAUUCACUUUCCACUUUAACGUUCAUCCGAUACGAUACGAGCUACAUAAACUCUCCGAUAUGACGACUGCUGUUCGAAUCUCACUCAUCCUAUGUGCAAUCAUCUAUGCCGCCGUCGGAUUCUUCGGCUAUCUCCUCUUCGGCGACUCCACAAUGGCCGACAUCCUCACGAAUUUUGACCGGAACUCUGAUUCUGCAACCGGCGCUGUCCUCAACGAUAUCGUCCGACUCAGCUAUGCUCUCCAUCUCAUGUUGGUUUAUCCCCUAAUCAACUUCUCUCUAAGAAUCAAUGUAGAUGGACUCAUCUUUCCCAAAUCUCUAUCGUUGGCUUCCGACGCAACCCGUUUCUUGUUGAUUACUGCGUUUCUAAUCGGAUUCGUCUACAUUGUGGCGAUCGCCUUCCCGAACAUAUGGUCUCUCUUUCAAUUUGUUGGCUCAACAUCGGCUGUUUGCAUCGCAUUCGUCUUCCCCGGCGCAAUUGUUUUAAGAGAUGUACAUGGGAUAUCAACAAGGAGGGAUAGAAUCUUUGCAGCAACAAUGAUAAUUGUAGCUGUAAUUGCAAGCGCUAUUGCAAUUACAACCAACAUCAUCAACUUAAUUACACCCACAACCUAGUAUCCUUUUUCCCAUUUUGCCCUUCUUUAAAGGGCAAUUUGGGAAUUUAAGUUGAGCCUGUUAUUUGGGUAGAGAGGGUAUUUUGUACAUUUAAGUUGCAGCUGGUUUGUUGUGAAGCUGGAAAGAUUUGUAGGUUGGUUGUCCACUUGUUACCCAUUCGAGGUGUAUUUUAAGACAUCCAUAUUGGUGGUGAUUAAAUGGACGGUUGAAAAGAAUAUAUUGUUAGACAUAUAGCAAAAUCCGAUGGUUUGUGCCAUUGGGUAAGUGUAAUCUUUGGGCUGUGCCCCACUCUAUAUUAAUGAAAUUUUAUUCUUGUGUGUC
Molecule: messenger RNA, 1687 nt
Organism: Magnolia sinica
Lineage: Eukaryota; Viridiplantae; Streptophyta; Magnoliopsida; Magnoliales; Magnoliaceae
Product: amino acid transporter AVT6C-like
Exons: 5
Coding region: 41-1366 (441 amino acids)
Biological process (GO): amino acid transmembrane transport
Molecular function (GO): amino acid transmembrane transporter activity
Source: RefSeq, a predicted model, not a curated record